GAAAUGUGUUCUUUCUGUCUAUCUUUUACAAUUGUCUAGCUGGAGGGCUCUCUGCACUGUAUUGCCUUUACAGCAACCCUGGGGAGUAACUAUUUUGCAUAGCAGUUUUAAGUUUUUCAGAGGCAGUCAAGAAGCACAGGACAGGUGUUAGCGCUGAGGAGCUGUAGGGCUUUCAGGCAGAUGUGCGAUCUGAAAGUAUUCACAGUCCUGCAAACACCAGUCCAAUUUUGUGCCAGUAAUUUAUCCAACUUGUCUACAUCGAUACUGUUGCAUUUAUGCAAAACUCUCAAAAGCAGAUGAUCCUUUAGUAGUUUUGCAUCUUUGACAAAUGGUCUGUUGCAGCGGCAGCAGCAUCUGCGGAGAUUACCAAAAGAGAUAGCAAGGCUGGAUAGGGACUAGAGUGAAUAUAAGUCUUGUUUUGCUUCAGAGGUGGUAACCUCCAGCAGAAGACCAGUUCAGGCUGGACAGGUGGGGGCACUAAUAUCUUAAAGCAUCACGGCCAAAUCUGUGAGAACCUGUUUGUUUCAAAGCUUUGCAUGAACUCAAUGAACAUGAAUUUGAAAGAGAAAACAGCAACAGCCCAUCCUGAUGAUAGAAAUUGCACAGCAAUUGGAAACAAAAGACUUCACAGGCAGAAUUUGGACAGCUUCAAUGGAACUAAUCUGAAUUUAUUCUAAUAGCAUGGAUCCAUACUAUAGAUUUAAUGACGUGAUGUACAGAUGGAUCUCACUGGAUAACUGGACUUACAGCAGGACAUUCAGAACUCCUUUUGACAUCGGAAAGUGGCAGAAAGUGAAUUUGGUUUUUGAGGGAGUAGAUACAGUAGCACAGAUCCUAAUCAACAAUAUCACCCUUGGGAGAACAGACAACAUGUUCAACAGAUAUGAGGUAAGCUGGCAGCAGAGUGUGAGUUGGAAAGACUCCUGUACCUACCAGAUUUCUGAGUUGGAACAAGGUGCCCCUCUAAAAAUGCAGAGUUUUGAUAUUACCAGCGUGAUCAAGGAGAUCAGUUUUGUUGAAGUCCGUUUCUUAUCAGCAGUUUCAUAUGCAGCAGAGCAGAGCAGAUGUCACAAGGCGUACAGCAUCCCCCCGGCGUGCCCUCCACCUGUGCAGAAAGGAGAGUGCCACGCUAAUUUCAUCAGAAAGGAGCAGUGUUCAUUUAGCUGGGACUGGGGCCCUUCCUUUCCCACUCAAGGAAUCUGGAAAGAUGUUAGGAUUGAGGCCUAUAACCGUUAUCACCUGAUUUACUUUUCUUUGACUUCUUUCUUCGCAAAGAGUGCUGAGCAGUGGAGUCUUGAAAUAGAGUCUGUUUUUGAUGUAGUCGGCUCCAAGCCAAUUGAAGGUCUUGUGACUGUGAACAUUCCCAAAUUGCAAACAAACCAAACAUUCAGUGUGAAGCUUCAACCUGGAGAAGGCAGCAUUGUGCUGCAUGUAAACAUCAACAAGAGUUCUACAGUGGAGGCUUGGUGGCCAAAUGGACAUGGAAAGCAAACUGGAUACAAUAUGACAACAACUUUCAUCAUGGAGGCAGGAUACCAGAUUGAGAAAUUUUCAAAGGCCUAUUUUCGGACAGUGGAACUUGUUCAGGAGCCUAUUCCUGGCUCACCAGGUCUGAGUUUCUACUUCAGAAUCAAUGGUCGACCCAUUUUCUUUAAGGGCUCAAACUGGAUUCCAGCAGAUUCUUUCCAGGACAAAGUAACCUAUGACACACUGUGGCUACUCUUGAAGUCUGCAGCAGAUGCUAACAUGAAUGCACUUCGGGUUUGGGGAGGAGGAGUAUAUGAACAAGACGAAUUUUACGAUAUUUGCGAUGAAAUGGGAAUAAUGAUUUGGCAGGAUUUUAUGUUUGCAUGUGCACUAUAUCCAACUGACCAGAAUUAUUUAGAAUCCGUAAGAGCUGAAGUUUCUCAUCAGGUAAAGCGUUUAAAAUCCCAUCCGUCAAUUAUUCUGUGGAGUGGCAACAAUGAAAAUGAAGCAGCAAUUGCAAGCAACUGGUUCUCCAUACCUUAUGCUGACAAAGAAGUCUACAUCAAUGACUAUGUGAUGCUUUAUGUGAAAAACAUCCGAGAAAUUGUUCUUACAGAAGAUAAGAGUCGUCCUUUUAUUGCAUCCAGUCCCACCAAUGGCUUGAAGUCCGUUGAAGAAGGUUGGGUCUCCCAGAAUCCGUAUGAUACCCGUUAUGGUGACACUCACUUCUAUGACUACAGCAGUGACUGCUGGAAUUGGACAGUGUAUCCUAAAACUCGUUUUGCUUCAGAAUAUGGAUUUCAAUCCUGGCCUUCCUUCAGUACAAUCGAAAAGAUUUCCUCCACUGAGGACUGGUCCUACACAAGCAAUUUUUCUCUUCAUCGACAACACCAUGAAAAUGGCAAUGAUCAGAUGCUUCAACAGAUUGCAUAUCAUUUCAAGCUUCCCCAGAGCACAGAUCCCAUAAAGAAGUUCAAAGAUAUGAUUUACCUCACUCAGGUGAUGCAGGCUCAGUGCAUAAAGACUGAAACUGAAUUCUAUCGCUUUAGUCAAAGUGAAAUAAUCAAGGGAGAAGGACACACAAUGGGAGCUCUGUAUUGGCAGCUCAAUGACAUCUGGCAGGCACCUUCAUGGGCUUCCUUGGAGUACGGUGGCAAGUGGAAACUGCUUCAUUAUUUUGCCCAGAACUUCUUUGCACCGCUGCUGCCUGUGGCCUAUGAAGACAAAGGUGUGUUGUACAUUUAUGGUGUCUCAGAUCUUCAUGAGAAUCACAAGCUGACUUUGAGGGUGGUUGUGCAUGCCUGGAGCUCUUUGGAGCCAGUGUGCACCCUCGCCAAAGACCGAGUGACCGUUAAAGCGCAAAGCGCUGUCCCUAUCUACAAGGAGUCUGUGAAUGACUUGCUGGGAAGAUGCAGAAAUUGCACCAGGAGAAGCUGUGUUAUUACCUUCUGGCUUGUGGGGGAAGGUGGGCUCCAGAGUCCUACGAACCAGCACUUUCUUUCAUCACUAAGGGAUGCCGAAGGAUUAGAAAAGACCCAGCUUAGUGCCUCUGUAUCCCAAAGAGAUGACAUUUAUGUGUUCGUCCUUCACACUACUGCAGUUGCUCCUUUUGUUUCUCUGGACGUAGGGAGCAUAAAAGGCAGAUUUAGUGAGAAUGGUUUUCUCAUGACUGAAAAGAAGAAAGUGGUUGAGUUUUAUCCUUGGGAGCUCACCAGCGUUGAAGAACUUGAGAAGUCACUAACCUUGACCUCUCUAGUGGAUGUUGUCUGAGGACUCUUCGUUUCCUUCAAGAUAAGGAGUGAAACAACAGGAGAAACAAAAAAUUGAAGACUUUGACCAAAGUUGAAGGGAUGUAAAAUUUGAGCUGACUGGAGAACAUACUGUCUAUUCCUGUCAUGUGUGAAUUUUAUCUGGUGAUUCAAUGUAAAGAAAACAACAGCAAAGCUUGCAUAUAA
Colius striatus (speckled mousebird) is the source of this 3422-nucleotide messenger RNA. RefSeq names its product mannosidase beta (gene MANBA). The coding region runs from base 682 to 3237 and encodes 851 amino acids. The record is from RefSeq and is a predicted model, not a curated record. Gene Ontology annotation, molecular function: beta-mannosidase activity. Lineage: Eukaryota; Metazoa; Chordata; Aves; Coliiformes; Coliidae. Gene Ontology annotation, biological process: glycoprotein catabolic process; carbohydrate metabolic process. The transcript has 18 exons.